Messenger RNA from Hylaeus volcanicus, 4644 nucleotides. RefSeq lists its product as uncharacterized. Gene Ontology annotation, molecular function: olfactory receptor activity; odorant binding. The record is from RefSeq and is a predicted model, not a curated record. NCBI's taxonomy places the organism in Eukaryota, Metazoa, Arthropoda, Insecta, Hymenoptera, Colletidae. The transcript is spliced from 14 exons. The coding region runs from base 1820 to 4444 and encodes 874 amino acids. Gene Ontology annotation, biological process: detection of chemical stimulus involved in sensory perception of smell; sensory perception of smell. Gene Ontology annotation, cellular component: plasma membrane.
CGAGAAGAGUGCUACAGACUCCUCCCUUGGCCGGAAUCUUGUGGCACUCUUCUCGCGCUCGUACGCUACUUUUAAGCUGUAGAAACUCUUACUUUUUCGUCGUUCCUUUCUUCGAGUGAAUUCCAUUCAGGCAAUGGCAUAAGUUAGGUUUACACGCGUGUAAUCCGCGAUUAGAUACGUAAAAUAGAGAUUCAACGUUUAGAUGAAUAUUAUCGGCGAACCAGCUGCGAAGUAGAGCAAUACUAUCAGCGAUCCAGUUGCGUUGAUCGUAGUGAAAAGAUAAAAAAGAACAAAAAUAUUGGAUUAUAUCGCGCGCAUGUAUAUUGUGUUCGUGGAAUGUUCGUUGCGUUUAAAUUAGUUUGGAAACAAAAUCGACAAAGGAAUUUCGCGCGAGUUGGGUAGAUCGUAAUUUUGUAAUAGCACAAAACGCCUGUAAUUGUCGAGAAACUCGACGAUUGCGUUUCGAUGGCUUCAACGCAUUCCCGAGUCUGUCGGUGGACGAGCUUCAGCUUCUAAUUAGACGAUACCUGUAUAUUUGUACACGAUAAGUACUUCGGUUAAACGAACUUAACUAGAUUUAAUGAAAUUACGUGGGAAUCGUGUGGUUCGAAUACACGCCAACGUUUUCAGUUCCGUUUCCGUUGCUUUGAUGAGUACACGUGUUAUAUGGAUAAUCGGCGUUAUCCAAAUAACGAUGAAAUAAUAGAAACAUACUAGGUAAGGAAAUGUUUGCAAAUGAAAUUGAUAAGUGUUUUAAUAUUGUAUCAAGGUGUACGUACCAAGAACGAAAGGAAAAGAUGAAAAUAACAAAAAAAAAAAAAAAAAAAAAUGAUACAACGGACAGCGUUACCAAUAUCGAUGCCUCUUGACCCUUUAUUCACUGUAACGAUAAUGGGUACACUUUGCGAUCGAGACCCCUAAUACGUAAAGCACCGCGAAGGGGUAGUCUUUGUUUGUUGUACGUUUCAGUAUAGCGUCAGACAUUUUUGCGGGACGUUGAUUCAGUGCUGGUGUCGCCGAAAUUUUUCGUCCACCGAUGUUUACCUGUCGGUGGACUUAGCAAUAAAAUUUCAUUUGCCUCCUGACUCCCUAACCCCCAAUCCACCCCUCCGUCCCAUUGUCAGCUCGAGGAUUUACGAAUAGAAGCAAUCGCAGCAUUGAAUCACGCCACACAAGGAUCAAUAAGUUGCGAAUAAGUAUAUGUAUUUUCUCAAUGAAAAUGAUAAAAAUAUAUAUAUGAUAAAAUACUUUCACUGUAAAACUUGUUCUUUUGUAUCGGAACUCCCGUCUUAUCCAGUCUUCCUUCCAUCACACGGUCUAACCACACUUAUAAUAUUCUGUAAAGAAUAAAUUUCUUUAUCAAAUUGUAGAAUGGAAUAUUCCACAACGAACCAGCAAAAACUUAACAGUUCAAUCGAACGAACUGCUAUAUACGUUGUCCAUCACUGGUAAAAUCCCCUGCUCUGCGUUACAAGUUACUAUGUUAAGGGUCGUGCUCGGUACUGCGUCCCUACUUCUUAGCAGUUUUCGAUAUGCCAUGAAACCGUUGUCGCUCAUUGUCAUGAACGGUGCGGAAAUUACACCCCUCGAAGAAUUCAUUAUUCGUCGAUUAAUUCUCCAGACGUGGUUAAACGUGACCUCCAGUGGAAAGGGAUACAAUGCUAUUGCGAGAAGCAAUAUGUGAAAUAACACCUGGUAAGAUCAAAGUAAAUAUCAGACCUCUAUCCACCACACCUCAGAGUACUUUUGAUAGACGCUCCCUAGAAAGACUCAUGAUACAAAGCUCUCGUUAUCAAGCGGAAAUUUCGUAUAUGCAUAAAUGAUUAUAAACGUAACGAUGGGAGACGACAUUUCUAUAACAUUGUCGUGCCUUUUAAUGAAAGGAGCUGGUCUUUGGUUGGCGUCCAAUGCGGCAGAACAGCGACGGAGGUGGCUCGCUUUUACGUACACCAUCGGCAUGCUUUCUCUCGGUCUCUGCGUGAACUUUAUUGAUAUCUGUAACACCUUGGACGACAUUGGCAACGUCUUGUACGGUAUUUGCAACCUUACGUUUAUCAUCGUGGGGUUGUUAAAACUUUUCGUGUUGUUUUUGCAAAAAGCGAAAUUCGUUAAUUUGGUUCAGUACACGGAGUGCAACUUCUGGCAUUCGAAUUACGAUCCACAGGAGAAAGUACUUCUGGCUGAAUGUCGACGGAUUUUCACGUUUAUCAUUGUUUUCGCCUAUUGCAUACUAAACGCAUCAGUAGUCAAUUACGUACUCACGCCCUUAAUUAUGGACUAUGGUAAAAAUGUAUCGGAAAGAUCACUUCCAUUCACUAUGUGGACAGACUUGCCACUGAGUGUGUCGCCGUAUUACGAAAUCAUGUUCCUCAUACAGAUAAUGUGCGUGUUUCAAGUCGGAGUGUGCCAUAUUUGCUUCGACACCUUUCUGUCCUUGAUCAACUUCCACUUGGCCUAUCAAUUUCGUAUAUUACAGUACAGGCUGAAGAAUCUCUGGGAAUGCUCUGACAAAGACAGGGAUCUGACUGACUAUAUUAAUAAAUGUCACGUGACGUUGAGGAAGUGCGUUCGCCAGCAUCAGGCACUCAUCCAGUACUGCGAGAAAGUCAACGACCUAUACUCGCUGAACGUUCUUGUAUUUGUGUUGGCUUUAAGUUUAUUGAUCUGCUUGACUAUGUAUCAAGUAUUGAUGGUCAAUACUACUCUUACGAUGCGGGUGAUUUUCAUACUGCUCACAUUCGGAAGCUUUGUUGAAAUAGUGAUGUUCACGUACAGCUGCGACCUUUUGAUACAGGAAAGCAGGAACGUUGGCUUGACAAUCUACUCUGUGGGAUGGACCAAUUUGCCAAUGAAUACGAUUGGCAAGUCGCUGCGAACCAGUAUAAGUAUUAUCAUUCUGAGGGCGAAUCAACCGUGUUAUAUAACUGCCGGUGGCUUCUUCCCCAUGUCUUUGGAAACUGCCACCACUGUAUUUAGCACUGCAAUGUCGUACUUCACAUUACUGACAAAUUCAACCCAAGAGGAUGAUUGUCGAAUCAUUAAGCAAUUGUUGGUCUCUGGCACGCGAAAGAUCACGUGGAGCAACGUCACAGAAAGUUCAUGCUGUUUUACACGAUAUACGCGAUGCUGUACGGCGUGGUUCUCCAGACGAGAGACUUUUACUAUUCCUGGCCAAACCUCAGCCUAUUUGAACCCAGCCAUGCGCUCGGCGCAGAGUAAGGACGUGUCCAUCAUUUGGACGUGCUUCUUGAUGAAAACCGUCGGCUUGUGGAUGGCCGCCGAUCGCGCAGAGCAACAACGUAGAAACUUCGCGUUGAUAUACACCUGCUCUAUGCUCUUCAUUGCCACCUGCAUCGCGAUAAGGGACUUCUAUUACUCCUGGGGCAAUUUCAAUGACUGCGUUUAUAUCGCGUGCAAUAUUAUGUACCUCAUGGUCGUACUCUUUAAGAUCGCCGUUUUGUACACACACAGAGUGGAAUUCUUCGAUUUAAUUCUGUUCACGCAAAAGAAUUUCUGGCAUUCGAAUUAUAACCUACGGGAAAAAUUAAUUCUAGACGAGUACAAGAGAUUAUGCGCUCUUUUCAUCGUUAUUCUUAGCUUUUGCACACAAGGCACUUGCGCUGGUUACAUGGUGACGCCAAUUUUGGGAAAUAUCGGGAAAAACGAAUCCGAAAGGAUACUACCAUUUAACAUGUGGCUGGACUUCCCCACAGGAACCUCGCCUUAUUUUGAAGUACUAUUUUUAAUACAGAUGCUGUGCGUGUACCACGUAGGUGUGUGUUACAUUUGCUUCGAUAAUUUCUUGUGCAUCCUAAAUCUGCACGUAGCAAGCCAGUUUCAAGUGCUGCAAUACAGAUUGAUGAACUUGACCGACAUCCUCGAGAAAGAGAGACACAUUCGAGCGUCCGAUGAAAGCCUGUCGCGUUACGCGAGCACGUGCUAUCAAAAAUUGAGGAAUUGCAUUAAACACCAUCAGGCACUUAUGGAAUACUGCAGGAUGCUUGAGAAAAUAUUCACACUGAUAGUGUUGGGUCAGGUGUUGUUCUUGGCUAUGAUCAUAUGUCUCGUGGGAUACCAAAUAUUCUUGGCAGAAACGCCACCAUCGAGAAGCGUAAGUUUGGCGCUGACCAUGGCUGCUACUUUUUGUCAGCUCUUAAUGUUUACAUACAGCUGCGAUGGCUUGAUACGACAGAGCAGCAACGUCGGCGGUGCAAUAUUUUCAGCGCCAUGGGCCAUUUUUCCAAUGGAUCAAAUCGGCAAAUCGCUGCGCAAAAAUAUGACUAUAAUGAUUAUGAGGACGACCAGAUCUUGUUGCUUGACAGCCAGCGGCUUCUUUCCCGUUUCUUUGGAAACCUCCACUGCGGUUCUUAGUACAGCGAUGUCGUACUUCACUUUAUUAAGACAGUCGACACUUGAUAUGGAAAACGCACACUUAAAUUCAUGAAAUUAUUUGUUUAUAUUCAAUGUGCUCGUGUAAAUACAUUCAUACAUUCACUCAUUCAUUAACAUGUAAUUACUAAUACUUCUAAUACUUCGAACACUUGAACGUUUACAAAUUUCAAUAUUGACAACAUUACAACAAAAACAUUUACAUAGUACGUUCAUAUAAACUGUAAAUUUUUCUUGGAUGAAUAAAAUAACAAA